GGGGGCGGAACAGCGCCGGAGCCGUGGUCUAGGCGGGUGACGCGAACCCCUGCAGGCGGUUGCCGAAGGGAGCAUCGACCUCUCCUUCAUCAGGCCCAAGAUGCCUCUCUUUGGGAAUACGUUCAGUCCCAAGAAGACACCCCCUCGGAAGUCCGCUUCUCUCUCCAACCUGCAUAAUCUGGAUCGGUCAACCCGGGAGGUGGAGCUGGGCCUCGACUACGGAACCCCCACCAUGAACCUGGCGGGGCAAAGCCUGAAGUUUGAAAACGGCCAGUGGAUAGCAGAGACGGGGAUUAGUGGCGGUGUGGACAGGAGGGAGGCCCAGCGCCUCCGCAGGCGGAACCAGCAGUUGGAGGAAGAGAACAAUCUCUUGCGGCUAAAGGUGGACAUCCUACUGGACAUGGUUCUGCCUCACCAGACUGAUGCAGCUGGCUGAAGCAGCUGGACUUCACUGCCUCACCGCUCAUUGCUGGUAUUUGGGGUGUGGCACGAGCACUUCUAAACAGCUUGUGUUGGGGGCCUCCGAUGAGCAGCCCUCCUGGUUCUCUGCACUGUCCCCCCCCCACCCCCGGGGCUACUCUCUCUGUCCUUUAAAGAAUACUUGUUCGUGGACUCCAUCCCCUUCUUCUGGCUUCAGCUUCUCGGUGGCGAGCUCCAGCGUUCCACGGCAACACUAUUUUUGUGCUACUUUCCUGUUUACUUUCUCAAAAUUAAAUGAUGGUAUAUAAUCUGUCUGUGGCCAAAGUGACUGAGAAAUGAAAGUAGCAGUUCUUGAAGAAGUCAGUGGACCCUGGAGUCUAAGCUUCUGUUUGGCUGUCCAGAGAUAGAGUUUUUAAGUUGUGGGGAAACGUCACCCCUGCAGGAGAAGCAUUCCAGCUUCCUGGGCAUCCGCCGAGGCUGACUGGAAACAGAACAGUCUCUCUGCCCAGAUUCCUCUGCUGUCCUUCAGAGAUCUGGGACUAGCCUGGACCUGACAGGGACCGAGUCAUCGAGCGGUCUGGUCGAGUGGUCGGGGUGGGGGGCGGCAUUCCUAGAGAGGGAAUUUGCGCCUAAGUCUGUGUGAGCCGAGCUGCUGUGGCUGGAGGAGGGAGUCAGUGAGGGAACCCAGCUCCCAAAGUUAAGGGGAGGGCACUGAGAUGGGGACAGAGCCCAGAGCUUUAGCCUGGCGACGGCUAUGAUGGUCAGCAGUUUCUGAAAGCCUGUGACUUGUGUGGAACCGACCUCAGCACCUUGCCCUCCUACUCUUGUCUCCCUCAGCUCAGCCCUGUGAAUGGGGGACUGGCAGCAGUUGUCCUCAGAGGGAAGGAACCAGGUUCCAGGAGGUUCAGAAGCUGGUCCAGGAUCAUACAGAAGUGUGAGAGUCUGCUGACUCCCAGCUCCUGGUGAAAGGGAGGAGCUGGUAGGGGACGGCCUCCAGUGGACCAGCUCUAGGGGAGAUGGAUAGAGGCUCCACCCCAUAAGCUCACCUUCUGAUAUAGGAGAGAAUAACUCAGAAGAAAUCGGAGGACACA
This is a messenger RNA of Zalophus californianus (California sea lion), 1511 nucleotides long. RefSeq names its product chibby family member 1, beta catenin antagonist (gene CBY1). The transcript has 5 exons. Gene Ontology annotation, biological process: negative regulation of Wnt signaling pathway. Gene Ontology annotation, cellular component: nucleus. The coding region runs from base 101 to 436 and encodes 111 amino acids. The record is from RefSeq and is a predicted model, not a curated record. NCBI's taxonomy places the organism in Eukaryota, Metazoa, Chordata, Mammalia, Carnivora, Otariidae.